Sorghum bicolor (sorghum) is the source of this 1885-nucleotide messenger RNA. Its product is annotated as patatin-like protein 2. Gene Ontology annotation, biological process: lipid metabolic process. The transcript has 4 exons. The record is from RefSeq and is a predicted model, not a curated record. The coding region runs from base 251 to 1558 and encodes 435 amino acids. Lineage: Eukaryota; Viridiplantae; Streptophyta; Magnoliopsida; Poales; Poaceae. Gene Ontology annotation, molecular function: monoacylglycerol lipase activity; glycerophospholipase activity.
CCGUUCUUCAUCCCAGCGCGCUGGCCUAUAAAUACUCACACUCGUGCAUCGACCUCGCCACACCCAAUCACAAAGCUAGCGCAACACAACAGCAAGACACAAGCAAAUUAAACAAGCCAAUCAAGCUUCAAGCCCUUAUUACGAUCUGAAUUGAUCUAGCUAGAGCAUCGAUCUCCGAGAAGAAACCCUCGAAACUUUUGUAGUUGCUGUCCGCGCGUGUACGUGCCUUUGACGAGAGGUCGAGGUAACAAUGGCGCCCGUGUAUACUGGAGCGGUCCACGGCACCAACGGCGGCUCCGGCCUGACCCUGAACCCGGCCGUGGUGGCGCAGCGGGCGCUCAGCCUCGGCGGCGCGUCCACGCCGUUGUCGUCGUCCACGCCGCCGGCCUACGGGAACAUCGUCACCGUGCUGAGCAUCGAUGGCGGCGGCGUGCGCGGGAUCAUUCCCGGCACCAUCCUCGGCUUCCUCGAGGAGAAGCUGCAGGAGUUUGAUGAGCGACCGGAGGCGAGGCUGGCGGACUACUUCGACGUGAUCGCCGGGACGAGCACCGGCGGGCUGGUGACCGCCAUGCUCACGGCGCCGAACAAGGAGGGCCGGCCGCUCUUUGCCGCCAAGGACAUCAACGACUUCUACCUCAAGAACUGCCCCAAGAUCUUCCCACCAAACAGCAGCGGCGGUCCUCUAGGGUUGUUCAAGAAGUUGUCGGGGCCCAAGUACGACGGCAAGUACCUCCACUCCCUCGUCCGGGAGCUCCUCGGCGAGACGAAGGUCAGCCAGGCGCUCCAGAACAUCGUCAUCCCGACCUUCGACAUCAAGCUCAUGCAGCCCACCGUGUUCUCCAAAUACGAUGCCAUUAACGAUGUCUCCAAGGACGCUCUGCUCUCGGACGUGUGCAUCAGCACGUCCGCCGCGCCGACGUACCUCCCAGGACACCAGUUCGAGACCAAGGACAAGGAUGGCAAGCCCCGGGCCUUCAACCUCAUCGACGGAGGCGUCGCUGCAAACAAUCCUACGCUGCUGGCGAUGACGGACGUGAGCAAGCAGAUCCUGCUGGGCAACCAGGACUUCUUCCCGAUCAAGCCAGCGGACUACGGCAAGUUCAUGGUGCUGUCGCUGGGCACCGGCACCGCCAAGGCGGAGGAGAAGUUCGACGCCGUGCAGUCCAGCAAGUGGGGUCUUCUGGGGUGGCUCAGCAACAAGGACACCACGCCGAUCAUCGACAGCUUCAGCCAGGCCAGCGCCGACCUCGUCGACAUCCACGCCUCCGUGCUCUUCCAGGCGCUGCACUCGGAGAGGCAGUACCUCCGGAUCCAGGACGACGAGCUCACCGGAGAAACGUCGUCCGUCGACGUGUCCACCAUGGAGAACCUGAACCGCCUCGUCGACGUCGGCAAGGGGCUGCUGAAGAAGCCGGCGUGCAAGGUGAACAUCGAGACAGGCAAGAACGAGCCCGACGUCAAAAGGGGCACCAAUGAGGAUGAACUCAUCCGUUUCGCCAAGAUGCUGGUACGCGAGCGCCGGGCUAGGAUCCAGAGAAAGGGUGACAACACAAUCUAAUUAAACCUGGAGAUAUAGAGGCCGCCCGGAUGAUACUUGUGUCAAAUAUGUGUUCAAAAAGUGUACUACAUGAUAGCUCCCUAAUAAGCCGCAUGUGUUCUGCAUUUCAUUCGUUCUGUGUAUCCUCUUCAGUUAGUUCUUCUAAAGUGUCUAUCCUAUCAUGAUGCACAAUGUACAGCUUGCAUAAUUUGUCUAUUUACACGCUACUCCACCAAAUCUGCCUCCAACACGGACUAUCUUAUUUAUAUGAGUUCUUUUGUAUUGGUUGAUGGGUACUAUCAUGUACUUUUGACUUGAGUACCUAUAAGCAGCUAAGCCUCUGAUUAA